AUGGAUGAAGAAGAGCAGAGAAAAUGGAAGCAUACCUACAAAAAAAUGGAAGCAUUUUUAUCAACCCUCCCCAGAGAAAAAGGUUGGCUAAGUGAGCAUCUCUUCCAGUUCCAAGGAUUUUGGUACCACAAAAGAACCCUCCAAGGAACCAUAGUUGCCCAACAACACUUAAAGGCACGAUCUUCCGAUAUUUUCUUGGUCACAUAUCCGAAAUCCGGCACCCCGUGGAUUAAGGCCAUUGCAUUUGCUAUAAUGAACCGAACCCAUUACAAUCACCAAACCCGUCCUUCGAUACCUGCUUGUUUCUUUUUGCACUUUGCAACGAAGGUGAGAGCCAAGGAUCUGCCACCCCUUUUUCAGGAAGAAAUGUUGGAACAAUUUGCUAGAGGAGUCUCACCGUAUGGAUCCUACUGGGAUCAGGUGCUAGGAUAUUGGAAAGCAAGCUUAGAAUGGCCCCAUAGGGUGCUGUUCUUAAAAUAUGAUGAGAUGAAGAGUGAGCCCGCCGUUCAUGUAAAAAGAUUGGCAGAAUUCAUGGGGCAACCCCUCUCUUUGGAGGAAGAAAGAGAUGGUGCAGUGCAUGCGCUAGUAGAGUUGUGUAGCUUUGAGGGCUUGAGCAACUUGGAGGUGAAAAAGACAGGGAAGCGACAGGCUGGACAAUCCUUGGAACAAAAGAUACUGCAGCUACCCAUACUGGUGUGA
Vitis riparia (riverbank grape) is the source of this 699-nucleotide messenger RNA. RefSeq names its product flavonol 4'-sulfotransferase-like. The coding region runs from base 1 to 699 and encodes 232 amino acids. The record is from RefSeq and is a predicted model, not a curated record. The transcript is spliced from 3 exons. Gene Ontology annotation, molecular function: sulfotransferase activity. Gene Ontology annotation, cellular component: cytoplasm. NCBI's taxonomy places the organism in Eukaryota, Viridiplantae, Streptophyta, Magnoliopsida, Vitales, Vitaceae. Gene Ontology annotation, biological process: sulfation.